Anguilla rostrata (American eel) is the source of this 2686-nucleotide messenger RNA. Its product is annotated as polycomb protein SCMH1. Gene Ontology annotation, biological process: negative regulation of DNA-templated transcription. Bases 329 to 1750 code for a protein of 473 amino acids. Gene Ontology annotation, cellular component: nucleus. NCBI's taxonomy places the organism in Eukaryota, Metazoa, Chordata, Actinopteri, Anguilliformes, Anguillidae. The transcript is spliced from 10 exons. The record is from RefSeq and is a predicted model, not a curated record. Gene Ontology annotation, molecular function: chromatin binding; histone binding.
AGAAAGAGAGAGGGAGGGACGAGAGAGAGUGAUACUAGAGAGAGAAAGGGGGGAACACUAGAGAGAGAAAGGGAGGAACAUUAGAGAAAACAGGACAGUGAAGUGAGUCCUGUGUUGAGGCGAGGCGGGAAGGGAGAGAGCAGAAAGAAAAGAGUGAGAGAGAGAAAAGAGAUAGAAGGGGAAAGGAGGGAGGGACAGAAGGUGAGAGACGACAGGAAGUUUCAGAUCUAACCGACGACGAGUUCAUCGCUGUGUGAGGCGCAGACAAGGGGCGGUGUUGCCGAAGACGCCGGGCGGACUCGCGGACCCGACGGUGGAGGGGGCGGGGAUGCACCCCGCGGCCGGCAAGCCCCCGGGACAGCGGCGGCGCAAACCAGGCCGGCGGAAAACCAAACUGCCGGGUCACUGGACCCCCAAGGGCCCCGGCACGGGACCCACCACAGGGCCACAGGCCCCUCAGCCUGCCAAGGGCCUGGAGCCCAUCAAAAUCCCCCGGAAGAGGGGCCCCAAACCGGGCAGCAAGCUGAGCUGGGCGAAGCGGACGGCCUGGUUGGAGGGUGCCAUUUCGGGACCGGGGCGUCCCGUCACCAGGCCUCGAGGGCGUCUCCCGGCAAACUGGGCGCAGAGGGCGGGGGUACAGCCCGCGCCGGGGGAGCCCAUCAAAAUCCCAAAGAAGAGAGGGCCCAAACCAGGCAGCAAGAGAAAACCACGGGUGGUGCCCAACCCUGUGCCCACGUCCCCCACGAGCAGCACCCCCGAACCCGACACCAGCACUGUGCCCCUGGACAACGCCACCAUCCCCAGCGCCGCCCUGCAGGCCCCCACAGUGUGUGUGUACCUGAAUAAGUACUGCAAGGUGGGGCCGCACCUGGACCCUCGGCGGCUGCAGCAGUUGCCGGACCACUUUGGGCCGGGCCGGGCGUGUUCAGUGCUGCAGCAGUGUGUUCAGGCGUGCGUGGAUUGUGCACACAACCAGAGCACCGUCUUCUCCUGCCUCAAACCCGGGCACGGGGGCGAGGUCAUCUCAGCCUACUUCGACCAGCAGCAUCACACGCUCACCUUGCCCGCGGUGAACAGCGUCACCUACGUUCUGCGCUUCCUGGAGAAGCUCUGUCACAACCUGCGCAGCGACAACCUGUUCGGCAGCCAGCCCGUCCCCCUGCGUGGCCUGCACUACGACGGACACGCCUACUCAGACAGGAGAGGUUUUGGGGAGGCUCUGUCGGCUGGUCCUGGGAGGGGAACCAAGAGGUACCUGCAGGAGUCCUACAGCGCCCCCCUCCCCCUCAAACUGGCCAAAACCCCGCGCCACUCCACAGAAGGUGAGCCCUUCCUAUUGGAGAACGGGGUUGGGGGCGGGGCGGAGCACUUAGACCCCUCCUCGUUGAACCCUGGGUCAGUGGGUCGUCCUCUGGCGCUCCGCUCCCUGUCCCAGACCAGCAGCCCCCCCACCAAGCUGCUACGCCUUGGCUCCGCAGGGUCCGAGCGGUUCCUGCCGUCCCGGGACAGCUCUCGGGCCGGCUCCCAGGACCCCAGCCUCUGGACGGUGGAGGAGGUCAUGCAGUUCAUCCGGGACAUCGACCCCCAGCUGGGCCCCCACGCCGACCUCUUCCGGAAGCACGAGAUUGACGGGAAGGCCCUGCUGUUGCUCCGCAGCGACAUGAUGAUGAAGUACAUGGGCCUGAAGCUAGGCCCCGCCCUCAAACUGACCUUCCACAUCGACAGACUGAAACAGGGGGGGCGCCCGUGAGAGAGCUGCCACCCCCCCCACCCCCCCACCCACGGACUCUCACACAGGACAUGACGCACAUCUCCUGGGCAACCACUGCCCAGCAGUAGUCUGUAGCAUCUAUAGCCAUGAUUUGGGGUCAGAGGUCACACUGCCAGUCCCCCCCCCCCCACACCUCAGACAGCCCUGGGCACUCUUCAGUGCUUAACCCCCCCUCCAGAACCCCCCCCCCCCGAACACCCCCCCCCACCCCCACCUUUGACCUCUGCUCCACUGGUUUUUUUUUUCCUUUCAUUUUGUAGCACAUGCACACACAACCUAGCAGCAUCAUGGGAACUGUAGUCUUUAACAGCCUUUUAAAGGGAAAUACAUUUUUUUUCCUGUUCCACUCCAGUACAUUUCUAGUGGCCUGCUUGCCUGAGAGAGAAGGAAGCGAAGAAAGGUAAAAAGACUCAUUUUGUACAGCCGUUCGGACCAUAGUGGCCAUUUUUGGGGGCCUGUGUUUUAUGGACUUUUAAAAAUGUCAUCUAUUUUUUUUUUGUUUGUUUUUUAUACCCACAAAAAUAUGGGCCUGCUCUUAUCCCCUUCGGUUGGAGGGAAGUGUUCUACGAGACUGUUACCCUGGAUACAAUCACUGAGAAACACUAGUAUUUUUUGAUAACCUGCCGGUUCGGUCUCUGCUCUGUCUCGUUGGGAGACUCGUCCUUCAUACGUCAUUCUUUCUACCCGUUCGCCCGUUACUGGAAUAUGCACCCUUUCUCCCACCGUUAACGCCCCGCCCCCUCCACCCGCUUCCCGCUCUUGUUUAUAAUUACCGUGUCUUUUUUUUUGUCUUUUUUCUGUCGUUAUUUGUACUUUUUUAUUUUUUUAUACGAUAUUCCUAGAGGACGUACAUUCAAAGCAUUAUCUUACAAAAUAAGGUUCAAUAAAAGGCAAAUUAAGUUGCUACUGAACUUU